Molecule: messenger RNA, 799 nt
Organism: Pundamilia nyererei
Lineage: Eukaryota; Metazoa; Chordata; Actinopteri; Cichliformes; Cichlidae
Product: RLA class I histocompatibility antigen, alpha chain 11/11-like
Exons: 7
Coding region: 1-621 (206 amino acids)
Biological process (GO): immune response
Cellular component (GO): external side of plasma membrane
Source: RefSeq, a predicted model, not a curated record
AUGUCAAGACUGGCCAAGCACUGGACAGGAUCAGACUCUGAGCUGAGCUGGAUGAAGAUCGAACAGGAACUAGUGGAGGUGCAGCCACUGCUGGGCCUUCUUUGCCAGGGUGUUGGUGUCGUGGGUCCAGCUCCACCUGAGGUGUUUGUGUUUGCAAAGAAGGCCAAAGUGGAGACAAACCUCAUCCUGACCUGCCUCGCCACAGGCUUCUACCUCAAAGACAUCGUCGUGAGGAUCAGAAGGAACGGACGUGUUCUGACCUCAGACGACGGCCUGACGAGCUCAGGAGUUCUUCCAAAUAACGAUGAGACCUUCCAGAAGAGAGAGUCUGUGGAGAUUCUGAAGUCUGACCUGUCAAAGUUCAGCUGUGAAGUCGUUCAUGAGGCGACUGGUGUGAAUGUUACAAAGACUUGGGAGAACCCUCCGGAGGAACAUGGACCUGGAGCUCCGAUCGCUGGCGUAGUCGCAGGAGUCGUGGUUGUGGUUGCUCUUGUUGCUGUAGCUGUGGGUCUGAUCUUGUAUCUUAGACGCAGACGUGGAGCCAACGACAACAAAGGUUUACCUCUGGCUGCUACACCACCUGAUUCUGCCAAACAAGCUCAAGCCCAGCAGCCAUCCUGAAUCUUCUUCUACAGACCAGCAACAAGAACUUCCAUCAGAGAGGACUUAAAGACUUGCAGGAACAACAGAAUAAUUUGCAUUAAUGAUCAAGGAACUGACCCCCCAGCCCGUUGUUCCCUCAGUGGCUGGGUUCAGUCAUUGUGCAAAUGUCCUGUUUAUAAGGUUGAAACCUGCAGUC